Messenger RNA from Perca flavescens (yellow perch), 3363 nucleotides. RefSeq names its product dynamin 3a (gene dnm3a). Gene Ontology annotation, cellular component: synapse; cytoplasm; plasma membrane. Gene Ontology annotation, biological process: synaptic vesicle budding from presynaptic endocytic zone membrane; receptor internalization. Lineage: Eukaryota; Metazoa; Chordata; Actinopteri; Perciformes; Percidae. Gene Ontology annotation, molecular function: GTPase activity; GTP binding; microtubule binding. The transcript is spliced from 20 exons. The record is from RefSeq and is a predicted model, not a curated record. Bases 438 to 3014 code for a protein of 858 amino acids.
UCCGCUAGCUGUCAGAGUAGAAUGUUUUCCUCCCAGUCCAUGGACCAAACUUAGCGCAGCGACAAGCGGCUAGCUUCGAAAAUGUAUCCAGAGGAGAACGGCAUACUGCGAACAUUCGGAGUUUUAAAGCAACAAAAAUGUCUAUAGCGAACUGUUUUCGGAAACUUGAGGUCUGUGAGUACGAACUUGGACACUACUGUCGAAACCACACUUAGGGUAACGUAUCAGCUGCUAAAGUUAACUACGGAGCUUUGUAAAGUUGGCACCGUCCUUCAAGAAGAUUAUUAUUUUUAGGAUUUGUACAUAUCAGUCAUGAAAAUGGCAUACUCGUAAGUAAGCAUUAACUAUGGUAGCUACUCUAACGACGGGUGUAGUGUAGAACCGGAGUAAAACAGGAUUUAAAGGAGCUGGGCGGGUAGCCCAGCUGCUCCGUUGCGAUGGGCAACCGCGGGAUGGAGGAUCUGAUCCCGCUGGUCAACCGGCUUCAAGAUGCCCUGAACAGCGUGGGCCAGAGCUGCAGCCUCUACCUGCCGCAGAUCGCUGUGGUGGGCGGCCAGAGCGCAGGCAAGAGCUCCGUGCUGGAAAACUUUGUGGGCAGAGACUUCCUUCCACGGGGUUCGGGAAUUGUCACUCGCAGACCUUUAAUCCUCCAGCUGCUUAGUGCUAACACUGAGUACGGUGAAUUUUUCCAUUGCAAGGGAAAGAAGUUCACAGACUUUGAGGAGAUCCGCAAAGAGAUCGAGGCAGAGACACGCAGACUCACAGGAUCCAAUAAAGGCAUCUCCCCUGUCCCCAUCAACCUACGGAUUUAUUCACCACACGUGCUGAACCUGACUCUUGUGGACCUGCCUGGCAUCACCAAGGUGCCUGUAGGCGACCAGCCGGCAGACAUAGAGUACCAGAUACGAGACAUGAUCAUGCAGUUCAUCUGUAAGGAAAACUGUCUCAUCCUGGCUGUCACGCCAGCUAACACUGACUUGGCCAACUCUGAUGCACUCAAACUGGCCAAAGAUGUUGACCCACAGGGCCAGCGCACAAUUGGUGUAAUCACUAAGCUGGACCUGAUGGAUGAAGGAACAGACGCCCGGAACAUUCUAGAGAACAGGUUGCUUCCCCUGCGCAGAGGUUACAUAGGGGUGGUGAACCGCAGUCAGAAGGACAUUGAUGGGAAAAAGGAUAUUAAGGCAGCCCUUCUUGCAGAGAAGAAGUUCUUUCUCUCCCACCCGGCCUACAAACACAUGGCUGAAAGCAUGGGCACCCCAUAUUUACAAAGAAUACUUAACCAGCAACUGACAAACCACAUCCGGGACACUCUGCCAGCCUUCCGUACUCAUCUGCAGGGCCAGCUUCAGGACUUGAAUAAAGAGGCUGAAAAAUGCAAACAGUUCAGUCCUGAUGACCCUGGACAGAGAACCAAGACACUGUUACAGUCAGUCAUUCUGGAAGUGUCUGUUUGUACUCAUUUGUUGUCUUUUAAAUUGUUGGUAUGUCAGGGUUUCUCCUGGUCUGUGUUUCUGUCUCCCAGGUCAGUUCAGCACUUGGCUGUGGACUUUGAGAAGCUAAUCGAGGGCUCGGGCGACAGAGUAGACACCGUUAAUCUGUCAGGAGGUGCCAGGAUCAACCGAAUCUUCCAUGAGCGUUUCCCCAAUGAACUGGUCAAGAUUGAGUUGGAUGAGAGAAAGCUGCGGCGGGAGAUCAACUAUGCCAUCAGGAACAUCCAUGGUGUUAGGACGGGUCUGUUCACUCCUGAUAUGGCCUUUGAAGCCAUAGUCAAAAAACAGAUAUCAAGGCUAAAAGGGCCGUGUAUUCAAUUUGUAGACACGGUCAGUCAAGAACUAAUCUCCACUGUGUACCAGUGUAUCAACAAGCUCAGUUCCUUUCCCAAACUGCAACAUGAGACCGAGAGAAUUGUAACCACUGAAAUACGAGAGCAAGAGAGCAAAUGCAAAGAUCAGAUCGUGUUGCUCAUUGACAUACAGCUUGCCUACAUAAAUACCAAACAUGAAGAUUUCAUUGGCUUCACUAAUGCCCAGCAGAUGUACAACCAAAGCAACAAGAAGACUGCUGCAGGGAUGGCAGGAAACCAUGGUGCGGCCCCUCCUUCCAGACUCGUAGUCAUACGCAAGGGCUGGCUGACCAUCAGCAACAUCGGCAUCAUGAAAGGUGGAGCCAAGGAGUACUGGUUUAUCCUCAGUGCAGAGAGCCUGUCCUGGUUCAAGGAUGAUGAGGAGAAGGAGAAGAAGUACAUGCUUCCUCUGGACAACCUGAAGCUCCGAGAUGUGGAGAAGGGCUUCAUGUCCAGCAAAUUUUCCUUUGCUAUCUUCAACACCGAGUUAAGGAACGUGUAUAAGGACUACAAAUGCCUGGAGUUGGCCUGUUACUCUCAGGAGGAGUUGGACAGCUGGAAGGCGUCUCUGCUACAGGCCGGAGUCUACCCUGAGAAAGUCACUGUGGACAGGCAGGGAAAUAGGGCUCCUGAAAACUUCACAGACCCCCAGCUGGAGCGUCAGGUGGAAACCAUUCGUAACCUGGUCGACUCCUACAUGAGCAUCAUCUAUAAGACCAUGAAGGACUUGAUGCCAAAGACCAUUAUGCACCACAUGAUCAACAGCGUGAAGGAGUUCAUUAGCUCUGAGCUCCUGGCCCAGCUCUACGCUCUGGGAGAAUGCUCAGUGCUGAUGGAUGAGUCACCGGAGCAGCAGCAGCACCGGGAGGAAGUGCUCCGCAAGCACGCUGCCCUGAAGGAGGCGCUCGCUGUCAUCGCAAAGUUCUCCACCUCCACCUGCACCACCCCUCUGCCUCCACCUGUAGACUCCUCCUGGAUACGGCCCUCCAGCCCGACACUCCCUAGAAACUCAGGGACCAGUGGCAAGCCAGCGGUUCGAGGCCAUGCCCCAUCUGUCCCUCGGGUGCAUGCUUACACUCCUUCCCCGAGCACUGAUGGCCUUCAGCCCAACCGUGCUCCACCUAGUGUGCCAAGGAGGCAUCCUCCAGCUAUCCCAAAGGUCAAAUAACAUCUCUGCUCAGAACUCCAUUACCCAUGAUCCUUCUAGCUGCUGCUCAGUGCUGCCCAGAGACACCCAUGACCUGUGUGAUGUGUAAUCCAGCUGAAGCACUACGCUGGGCUUCUCUCUGACUCCUCUGGGAGCUGCUGUCUGCAAAAUUCACUAAAUCUUGAGCCUGUUUUGUACAUAAUAUCAUCGGCCAUAAAUUGCGGAAUGUACUCCGCUGUCUGCAGACUCUUCCUCAAGUGUCUGAACUUUGUGUAAAUAGAAAUACUAUUUUUGAGUUAUUCUACUAAAAUAGAAUACACAUGCACUAUUUUCACUGUUGAAUAAACACAAACAGGUUUUAUUUUUUAAA